Messenger RNA from Thalassophryne amazonica, 2783 nucleotides. It is a transcript of the gene cars1, whose product is annotated as cysteinyl-tRNA synthetase 1. Gene Ontology annotation, molecular function: ATP binding; cysteine-tRNA ligase activity. Gene Ontology annotation, cellular component: cytoplasm. The coding region runs from base 20 to 2257 and encodes 745 amino acids. The record is from RefSeq and is a predicted model, not a curated record. The transcript is spliced from 22 exons. Gene Ontology annotation, biological process: cysteinyl-tRNA aminoacylation. Lineage: Eukaryota; Metazoa; Chordata; Actinopteri; Batrachoidiformes; Batrachoididae.
GCCAGCCGCUGCUCAUCCAAUGUCGUCCUCAGGAGACCACGUGAAAGGGAAGAGGGUCCAGCCCCCUUGGUCUCCACCAGCAAGAACUGAUGUUCCACAGCUUCGACUGUACAACAGUCUGACAAGAGCCAAGGAGCUGUUUGUUCCUCAAAAAGGGAAUAAAGUCUCGUGGUACUGCUGUGGACCUACAGUGUAUGAUGCGUCACAUAUGGGACAUGCCAGAUCAUACAUAUCUUUUGACAUUCUCCGAAGGAUCCUGAGAGACUACUUCAAGUACGAUGUCCUCUACUGCAUGAACAUCACAGACAUAGAUGAUAAAAUAAUCAAAAGGGCCAGGCAGAACCAUCUACUGGACCAGUACAAGGAGAAGCAGCCACAAGCUGCACAAAUCAUGCAGGAUGUUCUCAGUGCCAGAGGGCCCUUCCAGGCCCAUCUGAUUGCCACCACAGAUCCAGAUAAGAAGCAGAUGCUGGAGCGGUUGGAUGCUGCUGUCAGCGCCUCCCUCGAACCCCUGCAGGUGGCAGUGGAGAGUACAGCGCCGGAUGAAGUUGUAGAACCUCUGGCCCAGGUGCUUUUGAAGAGAGCCAAGGACUUGCUGGCUGACUGGUUGGACCAGCAGCUUGGAAGUCAGGUUACAGACAAUUCCAUCUUCUCCACCCUCCCGAAAUUCUGGGAGGCAGAGUACCACAAAGACAUGGAAGCCCUCAAUGUUCUUCUUCCUGAUGUUCUGACUCGAGUCAGUGAAUAUGUGCCCGAGAUUGUGCAAUUUGUCAGUAAAAUUAUCUCAAACGGCUAUGGAUAUGAAUCCAACGGUUCCGUUUACUUUGACACUUCAAAAUUUGACAGCAGUCCGCAGCAUUCAUAUGCAAAGUUGGUGCCGGAGGCAGUUGGUGACCAGAAAGCUUUACAGGAAGGAGAAGGUGACCUCAGCAUCUCUGCUGACAGGUUAAGUGAGAAAAAGUCUCAAAAUGAUUUUGCCUUGUGGAAAGCGUCCAAGCCAGGAGAGCCAUCGUGGAAUUCUCCGUGGGGAAAGGGAAGGCCGGGUUGGCACAUUGAAUGUUCAGCCAUGGCGGGUUCCAUCCUGGGAGAGUCCAUGGACAUCCACGGCGGCGGCUUUGACCUCAGGUUCCCUCAUCACGACAACGAGCUGGCUCAGUCUGAGGCUUUCUUUGACAACGAUCACUGGGUCCGUUACUUCCUGCACACUGGUCACCUCACGAUCGCAGGCUGCAAGAUGUCCAAAUCUCUGAAGAACUUCAUCACUAUUAAGGAUGCCUUGUCAAGGAACACAGCUCGUCAGCUCCGACUGGCGUUCUUAAUGCAUUCCUGGAAAGACACUCUGGAUUACUCCGCCAACACCAUGGAGUCGGCCGUCCAGUAUGAGAAGUUCAUGAAUGAGUUUUUCCUCAAUGUGAAGGAUGCACUGCGCUGUCCCACUGACAUCACUGGACAGUCUGAGAAGUGGGAAACAGCAGAGAUGGAGCUUAACAACGGUUUCUAUGACAGGAAGUCUGCCGUCCACGAGGCUCUGUGUGACAAUGUGGACACUCGCACUGCCAUGGAGGAAAUGAGAGCGCUGGUCAGCCAGAGCAACACCUACAUUGCCAGCAGGAAGAGCGCCAAACUGAGGCCCAAUCGCAUGUUGGUGGAAAGCAUCGCUGUUUAUCUCACAAACAUGCUGAAGAUAUUUGGCGCCAUUGAAGGAUCCGAGCCCAUUGGGUUUCCAGUUGGAGGACAAAAUCAGAACGUCGAUCUGGAGAGCACGGUGAUACCAUACCUGACCGUCCUGUCAAAUUUCAGGGAGGGUGUUCGAAAAAUUGCCAGAGAGCAGAAAGUAACAGAGUUGCUGCAGCUGUGCGAUGAGCUCCGUGAUGAUACGUUACCCGAGCUUGGGGUCCGACUGGAAGAUCAUGAAGGGCUGUCAACUGUGGUGAAGCUGGUGGACAAGGAGAUGUUACUGAAAGAGAGAGAGGAGAAGAAGAAGAUUGAAGAGGAAAAGAAAAGAAAGAAGGAAGAAGCUGCCAGGAAGAAACAAGAACAAGAGAUGGCUAAACUUGCAAAGAUGAAGAUCCCACCAUGUCAAAUGUUCCGCACAGAGAUCGACAAAUAUUCCAGCUUUGAUGAAACGGGUUUCCCCACUCAUGAUGCCGAAGGGAAGGAGAUCAGCAAAGGUCAAGUCAAGAAGCUCCGCAAACUCUAUGAGGCCCAGGAAAAGUUACACAACGAGUAUCUUCAGACGGCCCAGAAUGGCAGCUGAGCCCGUUUCCAAACCAUCCACUCGGCACAAUACCUCCAGAAUAAACCAGACCGACAACGCCGGCUGUGUCGUAGGAAAACACGCUGUUGAACGUCACAAAAACAGUUUAUAUUUCAUACAGAUGAUGGCUACGCAAGUAGAAUUCCAAUGUUGGGGAAAACUAAACCCAAAAUCUUUCAUUAUGUCUCCACAGCAGCAGGAACGGAUCAUCUCCAGCUCUGUUCUCCAAACGCAAAAUCACGGUGCUCACUGAGCAUCUUGUGUUCGAUUCCUGUUUCACCAGUUUCACUGUGCUGCUUAAUAAAAGUGGAAAUCACUCAAUCAAUAAAUACAUUUAAAAAAAUUAGUUUUUAAAGGUGAUUGUCUCGCCGUGUCUCUGUUUGGUUAAUUGAAGGUCUUGUUGUCACUGAAUCUCUGAGAUGCUGCCAUUCAGAUGAAGUGAUUUAUUCCAUAUGUCAGGAUAAAAUAAGCUUAAAAAAAUCAUUUUGCAGUCAUAUAAUUUUAAAUAAAACCUGUGUUGGAACAA